Molecule: messenger RNA, 665 nt
Organism: Paramecium pentaurelia
Lineage: Eukaryota; Ciliophora; Oligohymenophorea; Peniculida; Parameciidae
Source: the annotation of a GenBank genome assembly
AUGUUAUUUAUUAUUUUUAAUUUCUUAGUCGAAAUAAUUAAAGCAGAAGAAUAAUUCUUAAUUAUCCUUAAUACCAAUCUAGGUAUUCAUGAUGAUUUUGUUAAAACUCAUAUUGAGUUAGAUUCAAAAGAUAUAAAAAUCUUCUAUACAGGAAUUAUUGAUCAAUAUCCUAUUUCCUCUGCUAGAUUUGAUCAUUUAACUUUUAGAUAUUAAAAUUAAUAUGAGCUUUAUGAACAUGAGGUUCAGUAAUAGAGACAUUAAUUAACAUGUUUUGAUUCAGAAUACAAAAACACUUAGAUUGAAAAAGGAAUAAAUAAUUAUUAAAAAAUUUUAUCAGCAAAUGAGAAUAUGUAUUGAGAUUCCUCAUUUUGUAGUACUUUAGUUUUAGAUAACUCGUAAAUUCCAUGUAAUGGUUAUAUUUAUGAAUCUAUUGAACCAUGGAUAACUGUAUUAUUACAAUUUGGAAUAACAAAAACAUAUUUUUACUUUAAAAUAUUCUGUAAAUAUAAAUUAAAAUUAAAUUAGUAAUAAUAACAAUUUUGUUUUCCUUUAUAAUACUUACUUCUGCAAUUAUAUUGACUUGGUGGGAAAUAAAAAAAUUAGAAUAGAAGAUGAAAAGAAGAUCAUCAUUUCCUAGAAUAUUAUAAAAAUUAUAAAUUAAAUGA